CAGAACUCUCCGGGUUCCUCCGGAACUGCUCGGGUAUUUCCGUCUCCACAUCGGCACCAAUCGGUUCUCUCCAUCCUCCUAGAUGCUCCCCCUCCCUCGCCCUGCUUUUAGAACUCGGUUAUCUCCGUUUCACCGAGGCUUUGAAUCGAAUCUAUUCGGAAGCCCUCGACUUUGGCAUAACCAUGAUCGGAAUCAUUCGGCUCUCUUCGGACCUAAAGCUGAGGCGCUGAGGCGCUUGGGUGUUUGGAGCUGGUCCGGGACCGGAAGUGCGUGGGCUGCCUGGCUGGCCCUGCUUAGGGUUUUCAGGAAACAUGGAAGCGGUGGCGAUAGUUGGAGCCUAAGUACUCUGAUGGUCUCUCGGUGCCCUGUGAGAGGAAAGGGGAGGAUGCCACUGGAAUCAUCAUCUUCAAUGCAGCUAUCCUUCUCUUCUCUUUUACCCUCAGUGCCAGGCAAUUCUAUUAACUCUUCCCUUCCCCUAAUGUCUUACAUCACUUCCCAGGAAAUGAAGUGUAUUCUUCACUGGUUUGCCAGUUGGUCAGGUCCCCAGCGUGAACGUUUCCUACAAGACCUUGUAACUAAAGCAGUGCCAGGAAAAUUACAGCCAUUGCUAGAAGGUCUGGAGCAGCUUAGUGUGUCUGGAGCCAACCGACCACCUUGUAUCUUUGAGUGCCAACUACGUCUUUGGGAUCAGUGGUUUCGAGGUUGGGCUGAGGAGGAGCGCAAUGAAUUUGUCAGGCAGCUGGAGGUCAGUGAGCCAGACUUCGUGGCAAAGUUUUACCAAGCAGUGGCUGCUACAGCUGGUAAAGACUGAUAGGCAUUAAAGUCAAAGAAGACAACCAUAGUUGAUGGAGCCGAAGCCACAACUCUACAGUGAGAACUUCAGAUGUGCCACUUAAAGGUCUGGGGAUGGUAUCCUGAUUCACUGACUGAGCUUGCUGACUAGUACGGGCCUGGUUAUUUCAAUGUUGACAGCACAUCCGCUGGACUAGUGUAAAUGUUUUCCAUUUAAGCAAAUCCAGAGUAGCAGUCUGCCUCUAGCUUACUUUUUUCCAGGAGAUGUCAAACCUUCAAGAAUUUAAUGGCUUCUUUUGCAACUAUAACCAAAAGGCACCUACACAUAACUCAAGCCUACUGCUGGCCCAUGGGGAUAUAGAGUAGAACCUUCCUACUCCAGAAGCAGGAGAGAAGAGCAAUAAAAGGUCACGUUUUUAUAUUUAGCUGGAUUCAGAUGUCUGGUUUCACCUCCCUUAGCCGAUUCAGGCAUAAUUAUGUGACAUCCUAACCACUAGCUUUUCCUGUGACGAUUUAGAAAAAAUUAUGGAAAAAUCAGAAGAGGGAGAUAAUUAUUCCUUCCUCCACACUGAUGUGUGUUUGAAUCCAAAUAGUAAUGACUUUUUCCAAAAGCAUAUGUGAUAUCCUUGGAGCUGUUAGAAGAUAUUCUGUAAGUUUGCUCUAUAACAAUAUGAAAAAAAAGUGACAUUCUUUAGAGGUUGAAGGGUUUAUUUUUUUGUAUCAAAAUAAAGAAUGAAUCUUUGGAAU
Messenger RNA from Myotis davidii, 1539 nucleotides. It is a transcript of the gene CUNH14orf119, whose product is annotated as chromosome unknown open reading frame, human C14orf119. The transcript has 2 exons. Lineage: Eukaryota; Metazoa; Chordata; Mammalia; Chiroptera; Vespertilionidae. The record is from RefSeq and is a predicted model, not a curated record. Bases 83 to 811 code for a protein of 242 amino acids.